Chinchilla lanigera (long-tailed chinchilla) is the source of this 1987-nucleotide messenger RNA. RefSeq names its product egl-9 family hypoxia-inducible factor 3 (gene Egln3). Bases 252 to 971 code for a protein of 239 amino acids. Gene Ontology annotation, biological process: peptidyl-proline hydroxylation to 4-hydroxy-L-proline; cellular response to hypoxia. NCBI's taxonomy places the organism in Eukaryota, Metazoa, Chordata, Mammalia, Rodentia, Chinchillidae. Gene Ontology annotation, molecular function: L-ascorbic acid binding; peptidyl-proline 4-dioxygenase activity; ferrous iron binding. The transcript has 5 exons. Gene Ontology annotation, cellular component: nucleus; cytoplasm. The record is from RefSeq and is a predicted model, not a curated record.
UCGGACUCCUCACUGGGCCAGUCCGGCGCUGGGUGCCGGAGCCCCGCGCAACUCCCGCGGCUCCCUCACCGGGGAUCCCUUCUCCCCAGAGUUUGCGAGCAACUUUCCCCUCCGUCCGCGGCGCUGCGGUGGCUCGGAGACCGUGGCCGCCGCAGGUUGCUCCGCUCCCCGAACCUCGGCUCGGCGCUCGCGUAGGUCGCUUCCUCUCCGGCUGCACCCUGGGGGUCCCCGACCUCGAGGCUGAGGGCGAGAUGCCUCUGGGACACAUCAUGAGGCUGGAUCUGGAGAAAAUCGCCCUGGAGUACAUCGUGCCUUGUCUGCACGAGAUCGGCUUCUGCUACCUGGACAACUUCCUGGGCGAGGUGGUGGGCGACUGCGUCCUGGAGCGCGUGAAACAGCUGCAUUACAACGGGGUCCUGCGCGACGGCCAGCUGGCCGGGCCGCGUGCUGGCGUCUCCAAGCGGCACCUGCGAGGCGACCAGAUCACGUGGAUCGGGGGCAACGAGGAGGGCUGCGAGGCCAUCAGCUUCCUCUUGUCUCUCAUCGACCGGCUGGUCCUGUACUGCGGGAGCCGGCUGGGCAAAUACUACGUCAAGGAGAGGUCCAAGGCAAUGGUGGCCUGCUACCCAGGAAAUGGAGCAGGUUAUGUUCGCCAUGUGGACAACCCCAAUGGUGACGGCCGCUGCAUCACCUGCAUCUACUAUCUGAACAAGAACUGGGAUGCCAAGUUGCAUGGUGGAGUCCUGCGGAUAUUUCCAGAAGGGAAGUCAUUCAUUGCAGAUGUGGAGCCCAUUUUUGACAGACUGUUGUUCUUCUGGUCAGAUCGCAGGAACCCACAUGAAGUGCAGCCUUCCUAUGCAACCAGGUAUGCCAUGACUGUUUGGUACUUUGAUGCUGAAGAAAGGGCGGAAGCCAAGAAGAAAUUUAGGAAUUUAACUAGGAAAACUGAAUCUGCCCUCACUGAAGACUGAAUGUGCUCUGAAAUCCGCUGGCCUCCUUCAUUUUGGUAUCAGCUGAAUUCUCCGUAAGAGUUGAGAUCCAAAGAUGGCCUCUUCAGUGACCAUAGGUUAUUCCCUACUGCUCGCAUCAUUUGCAUCCCUGUCUUGUGUGUGGUACUUCUUGUUUUCUUGCCAGGACCGCAUUGACCUCCAGACACUCUCUUUGCCAGACAUGAACUCACUUGAUAACUCCAGAAAUGCCUGCAGACAUCCUCGCUGGUCAGCGGUUUAAGGAUAGAUUUGGUGAUGUUGGCUAUCAAAGCAAGAGCCUGGGAGCGCAGAAGUGAAUCUUACUUGCACUUUAUGUAUUCUUCCUGAUUUGAAAGGAGGAGGUUUGCAAAGAAAAGCAAAAAUUGGUGACAGAGGCAUCAUCGAAGCCUGAACAGUAGAAAACUGAAAUUUUUGUCAUCUGAACAAUUUCCAGAUGUUGUUAAUCCUGGGCUGUUGGGGUUUCUGGAGAAUUACCACAACCUAAUGACAUGAUUACCUCCAGCAAGGGCUGCUGUCAGAGUGAUCAAGUUGUAAGUGUCCCAUGGGGUGGACACUCCUUUUUCCCUUCCCACCACCACUUGGACUUUCAGCCUCAGCCCUGUUUUGCUGAAAAUGAUUUUCUAAUUGAGGAUGACACCACCACUUAUUCUUUAUGUUCACUUUUUCCUGGGAGACUCUAAUUACUCCGAGGCUAAAACUAGAUAUUAGUUGUUUUGGUUGCUUUGUUGGAAUUCGAAUUUAAAUCAAAGGACAGGAAACUACCUGAUAGUUUAGCAUCAGGCGCCAGUGACAGUGUGGAAAAAUCCAGGUGUGCUGAUAUGCAAUAAAAGAGCGUACCAUGAAAGAUUGAGAGGGAAGAUGGAAGUUGUAAAUGCGGGUUUUCCCAUUUUUUUCAGUAUUCCUUUUUAACGAGCUCACCUUUCCUUAACAUCAACAACAACAAAAUAGGGUGCUAUGUUUUAAAAAGGAAAUGGAAAUAAAAAAAAUUAUCAAAGUUG